This is a messenger RNA of Phytophthora sojae, 369 nucleotides long. RefSeq lists its product as hypothetical. The record is from RefSeq and is a predicted model, not a curated record. Lineage: Eukaryota; Oomycota; Peronosporomycetes; Peronosporales; Peronosporaceae. The annotation marks the transcript as partial. The transcript has a single exon.
CUAACGGGCAACUUAUGGAUUUUGGAUACAGGAUGCGGAUAUGGAUUGACUGCAAGCGAGUCGGUCUUCGCGACCAAGCAGCCUAACUCAGACUACGUUUUUACAUUUGACCAGGGCUCUAAACUGAGAAAUACAUUUGUUGGUACUGUUAAGUUGUCUUUGAUGAGUCCAACAGGAGCUAAGUCAGUACCGUUUAGUGAUAUAGCACUAGUACCACACGCGAAGUCAAAUAUCUUAAGUGUGUUUUGGCUAAAAAGGGCAGGUUAUCCGAUUGUGGUAAGUAACAGCGGAUUAUACAAGUUCAUACUUUGGAAGCACAAGUUAAUAUUAAUGGGCAAUGGGAGUCUAUGGAACUGUGGGAAUCAUUAG